Molecule: messenger RNA, 2406 nt
Organism: Schistosoma guineensis
Lineage: Eukaryota; Metazoa; Platyhelminthes; Trematoda; Strigeidida; Schistosomatidae
Source: the annotation of a GenBank genome assembly
GUUAGAACCGCGUCGUGUGACCUUCUGCGUCACUACAUGGUCACUCAAGUUUUAUGAAUUCUGGUCAUAGCAGACUUCAACUAGAAGUUCUUCGUUUGUAUCGAAAUUUUCUACGAACUGUUGAUUUGUUGCAGUUCAAGUCCAAGUUAGAAAAUGGUACUAGCAAUGUAAAUAACGGUUCUAACUUUGAUCAACUCAAAGAGUUUAUCCGUUCUGAGUUUCGAUCUCAAGCAAGUGCCUACAAAAAGACUGAUAUUUUUGGUGUAGAGGCAGCACUGCGUCGUGGUCAGAGACGCCUUGAAGAUAUUAAGUCCGGAACUGUCGUAGGCAUUAGAAAAAUAUCCCUCCGAAAGGAACAAUGACAAACGGUAGACUGGCCGGAAAACUCAAACGUUUUGUCGAUACUCUUAACACAGAUCGAACAAACUAUGUAGCUUCUUUUGCUUAUGGAUCUGUCGUUUUUCCACAGAAGGACAGAACAUCAAGUAAUUCACUUAUUGAUAUAAUUAUAAUUGUUCGUAAUCCUGUGGAAUGGCAUCUGAAAAAUAUUUCUGAAAAUCCUAAUCACUACAAUUUUUUAUUUCGGAAUUAUGCCAAAAAGUACCAGUCAUCAAGCCUAGAGGUGUUUCUUUCUCGUAUUCCCGGUCCCAAAGUCUAUUACAAUCCGUUUAUUGAAUGGAGUGAUCCACUUGAUAAUACCAAACUGUCGUUUAAAUAUGGUGUAGUUUCAUUGGAUAAUCUACUCACCGAUUUGUGUGAUUGGUCACAUCUCUACUUAGCUGGACGCCUACAAAAGCCUGUAUUAUGGAUUCCUAGUGGGUCUGAUCUCUCUUCACCCCAAGUUUAUGAUGAAAAAUUGUGUGUAUCACAAAACAAAAAUCUACUUGCGUCCAUAUCUUACUCAAUUUUACAAAAUUAUCCGACAAAUUUCCCAUUGAGUGAAUAUGACUUAUUCUACACAAUUUCUUCAAUAUCUUACACUGGAGAUUGGCGAAUGAUUAUCGGUGAAGAUCGACAGAAAGUAAGGCGCUUAGUGUCUGGUGAAAGCCGAUUAUCUGAAUUUCGCACGCUUUAUAAUAAUACAUUGGAUUCUCUCCAACUAUACGGUUUUUCUCUUAAACCAUCUUCAAAAUCUAAUCUCUGUAAAAAUGAGUUGCAUUGGUUUAAGCCAUGUAACAAUGAAUCUGAAAAUGUUUUUCAACUUCUGAAAAAUAUUCCCGAUCACAUAUGCUUACUUUCUGUUCAAGAGACUUGGAAUCAUAAUCCUAAUGAUGCUCGAACAUUUUUAUCAAAUUUAUCGCAUACAGAUAGAAAUAAACGGUUACAAAAUACUUUAUCUAAUAUAGUCAGAAAGUCUAGUCUAUAUCAAACUGGUUUAGGUUUAGUUUCCGCUGGACCUAAACGAUCUUUAAGAUAUGCAUUAGCAAAACUUAAUAAAAUGUUUGCUAGUUUAGGAUUAAUUAAAUGGAGCUAGUUGUCAUUAUACUGUUCAAUCUUAUUUACUUCAUAUCACGAUGUUAAAUAUUUUUUAGUACUGUUUCCCCCUUGUGUGUGAUUUUUUUGAAUGACAUUUUGUUUACUAUGACUGCGUUUCUUAAUAAUUUCUGUUAUCUUCUAACAGUUUAGUUAUUUGAGUUAUUUUCGAAAUUUUCAUGCUCUUAUGAACAUUAAUGUACCAGAAAAAUAAAACGAUAAGUCUGAUUUUUUUUAAAUAUUUUAUCAGUUUCUGUUAAAAUUUUAUAACUUACAAAGAUGGGUCGUAGUGAACGAACGUUCAGGUGAGGACAACCAAUCUAUUGUUGAAUACAAAAUUACAGGGUGCUUUUGCAAAAUGUGAAAACCAUACAUUAAAUACUUCAUUAGAAAACCUUCCAUCAAUUGCCCUUCAUCAUUCUUCCAAUUCUCAAUACCUUUAUAUUCCCCUUCCUGUUUUCUUUAGUCCAUUCUUCUCAACUUUCUUUUGACAGGCAUUCCACUUUUGAUCGCUGUUACAUACUACUUAUGUCUAUCGACGUAAAUAGCAUACAUCACAGGGUCAGUUCAUACAUUACACUUUCAGUGGAGAAAAUACCUAAAACUGUGUGUCAAGAGUGAUAAUUGGAAAAAAAUAAUGGAAAUAAAACUAUAAGAUGUACUCUAGUUACCACAUAGUGAAGAGGGAACUUAUCUUCAUUAUUGGUGAACUCUCCAAAUAUCGAUUUCUAACAUAAAACAUCCGACCAGAAGUCCUUACAUGAUUCCCACCAAUAUAAGUGAUGAUAUGGACAAGUGCCAUGUCUUGAACAUAUUAAAAUUCCCAGUUUCUGUUAAGCCACCUAUUAUUACACACAGUUACUGAUGAACUGUUCUAUUAAUAAAUAUAAACGAAAAUUAUUUUCCUAUGCAUUUUUAUGGAAAUUGGUUGUU